Eublepharis macularius is the source of this 3552-nucleotide messenger RNA. RefSeq names its product transient receptor potential cation channel subfamily V member 4 (gene TRPV4). Gene Ontology annotation, molecular function: calcium channel activity; protein binding. The record is from RefSeq and is a predicted model, not a curated record. Gene Ontology annotation, biological process: calcium ion import across plasma membrane; actin filament organization; osmosensory signaling pathway. Bases 390 to 2990 code for a protein of 866 amino acids. Gene Ontology annotation, cellular component: cilium; membrane. Lineage: Eukaryota; Metazoa; Chordata; Lepidosauria; Squamata; Eublepharidae. The transcript has 16 exons.
AUGCCACAGGUUAUGCAGUUUGCAGGCGGAGUUUCGUGCCUUGCGAGGGAUUUACUGCCCCAAGACCAAUGAAUGCAGACUCUUUGCAAGCGCGUGGCGACUCUCUCUCUCUCCCCAGAUGCCUUCCCCCCUCCUCGGAGUAAUGCCGGGAGUAAAGUUUAUCCUGUGAUGGCUGGAAGGUUAACACGAAGCCAGCUGGGGUGGCAUUUGCCUCCUGGGUUUGCCCCUGCCUGGUGCUUGGGGAUGAGUUUUUGGAACUGGGGAAAGCGAGGCAGGGCUGGUGAUCGCCGAAGGCAGGACUGAGAGCUGCUCCCUCUGUGCUGUGAAUGGCGUCACACUUCUGAUAUUCAGAGUGGCCACGAUCCAGAGUGCCCCUCACCUCAACUGCCAUGGCAGAGUCUGAAGAUGCGCCUCACAGCCCCGGCGUGGCCAGCGAGGUCCCCAGUGAUGACGCGUCCCCGCAGAACGACGGGUUCCCCCUCUCAUCGCUGGCCAACCUCUUUGAGAAUGAGGACGGUCCUUCCUCGGCAGAGGCCACCCGGAGCCUGCCAGGGUCCGGGGAUGGCAGGCAGAACCUCCGGAUGAAAUUCCAAGGGGCCUUCCGCAAAGGCGUUCCGAACCCGAUGGACCUGCUGGAGUCCACCAUCUACGAAUCUUCUGUUGUGCCAGGGCCUAAGAAGGCCCCCAUGGACUCGCUGUUUGACUAUGGCACGUACCGCCAUCACCCGUCUGACAACAAACGGAGGCGCAAGAAGGUCCUGGAAAAGAGACCCCCCAGCACAAAGGGCCCUGCCCCCUGCCCCCCACCCAUCCUCAAGUUGUUCAACCGCCCCAUCCUCUUUGACAUCGUCUCCCGAGGCUCUACGGCAGACCUGGACGGCCUCCUCCCCUUCUUGCUCACCCACAAGAAGCGUCUGACGGACGAGGAGUUUCGAGAACCUUCCACGGGGAAGACGUGCCUCCCCAAGGCCUUGCUGAAUCUGAACAGUGGCAAGAACGACACCAUUCCGAUUCUGCUGGACAUUGCCGAGAAGACGGGCAGCACGCGGGAGUUCAUCAACUCGCCCUUCCGAGACGUCUAUUACCGAGGGCAGACGGCACUGCACAUUGCAAUUGAGCGGCGGUGCAAGCACUACGUGGAGCUGCUGGUGGAGAAAGGAGCCGACGUCCAUGCGCAGGCCAGGGGCCGCUUCUUCCAGCCCAAGGACGAGGGCGGCUACUUCUACUUUGGCGAGCUGCCCCUCUCCCUGGCAGCCUGCACCAACCAGCCACAUAUUGUCCAGUACCUGACGGAGAACGCACACAAACAGGCCGAUCUGCGGCGCCAGGACUCACGCGGCAACACAGUGCUCCACGCGCUGGUGGCAAUUGCGGACAACACCCGCGAGAACACCAAGUUUGUCACAAAGAUGUACGACCUUCUCCUGACGAAGUGUGCCAAGCUCUUCCCUGACACCAACCUGGAGGCCCUACUGAACAACGACGGCCUUUCGCCUCUGAUGAUGGCUGCCAAGACCGGCAAGAUUGGGAUCUUCCAGCACAUCAUCCGCCGGGAGAUCAAGGACGAAGACGCCCGGCACCUCUCCCGCAAGUUCAAGGACUGGGCGUACGGGCCCGUCUACUCCUCGCUGUAUGACCUGUCCUCCCUGGACACCUGCGGCGAGGAGGUCUCCGUGCUGGAGAUCCUGGUCUAUAAUAGCAAGAUCGAGAAUCGCCACGAGAUGCUGGCCGUGGAGCCGAUUAAUGAACUCCUGCGGGACAAAUGGCGCAAAUUUGGGGCUGUCUCCUUCUACAUCAGCGUUGUGUCCUAUCUCUGUGCCAUGGUCAUCUUCACCCUCAUAGCCUAUUACCGUCCGCUGGAGGGCAUUCCUCCCUAUCCAUACAUCACCACCACGGACUACCUACGUCUGGCCGGGGAGAUUGUCACGCUUUUCACUGGCGUCCUCUUCUUCUUCACGAAUAUCAAAGACCUCUUCAUGAAGAAGUGCCCUGGGGUGAAUUCCUUCUUCAUAGAUGGCUCCUUCCAGUUACUCUACUUCAUCUAUUCGGUCCUGGUGCUGGUUGCAGCGGCCCUCUACCUGGCGGGCAUCGAGGCCUACCUGGCCGUCAUGGUCUUCGCACUUGUGCUGGGCUGGAUGAACGCGCUCUAUUUCACCAGAGGCCUCAAGCUGACGGGGACCUACAGCAUCAUGAUCCAGAAGAUCCUCUUCAAGGACCUUUUCCGGUUUCUGCUCGUUUAUGUGCUUUUCAUGAUCGGCUACGCCUCAGCGUUGGUGUCUCUGCUGAAUCCUUGCCCCAGCACAGAGGCCUGCAACGAGGACCGGUCCAACUGCACGGCCCCCGCCUACCCGUCUUGCCGGGACAGCAAGACGUUCAGCACUUUCCUGCUGGACCUCUUCAAGCUGACGAUUGGCAUGGGGGACCUGGAGAUGAUCGAGAACGCCAAGUACCCCGGGGUCUUCGUCAUCCUCCUCGUGACCUACAUCAUCUUGACCUUCGUCCUUCUGCUCAACAUGCUUAUCGCCCUCAUGGGAGAGACUGUGGGCCAGGUCUCCAAGGAGAGCAAGCAGAUCUGGAAGCUGCAGUGGGCAACCACCAUCUUGGAUAUUGAGAGGUCCUUCCCUGUGUUCAUGAGAAAAGCUUUCCGGUCUGGUGAGAUGGUCACUGUUGGAAAAUCCUUGGAUGGGACACCUGACCGGAGGUGGUGCUUCAGGGUGGAUGAAGUCAACUGGUCCCACUGGAAUCAGAACUUGGGCAUCAUCAACGAAGACCCGGGCAAGAACGACACCUACCAGUACUACGGCUUCUCCCACACUGUGGGCCGCCUGCGCAGAGAUCGCUGGUCAACCGUGGUGCCGCAGGUGGUGGAGCUCAACAAGAACUCUCAUCCCGACGAAGUGGUGGUGCCCCUGGAUAGCCUGGCCUCUUCUAACGAGAUCCUCAAGCAAAGCUACUCCCAGAACUGGAGAAAGGAAGACUCCCAUAUCUGAGUAGGCGGCAUGUGGACAGACUGGUCUCUGGAAUCUGGGCAAGCCCAGCUGCUCCCGAGGCUGGGAGGGAGGCAAUGUAUCCUUAGCGGACAAUACCAGAAGCGCUCUCUCUCUUCCACCCUGAUUAGCCGAGUGCAGAUAAGCAGUCCAGGUUAUUUACUUAAGCAGGGGCAAACAGCGUGCCUGCACAUUUUCAUUAUUAUCUGCGCCCAUCCAUAAGGGCUAGAAACUUGCUUUUUAACAAGACGUUCUCAGGAUGCCAUGUUUGACUGAUGCAUGGAAAUGAUUCCAGUCUGUGUGGUUGCCAGGCCUGCAGUGGCAGGUUGCAGGAGAAGACGGGCAAGACUAUAACUACCCAAAAGUAUUGUUUGGCUCGGAUGGGGUCGUGACGAGCCAGACGGGCCAGCUUGAUCCAGAUGUUACGCGCAUUCCCUGGAAACAAAGCCAGGAGCACGGGCAUUAGAUAGUCUUCUGCCGAGGACUGAGGCCUUCCUUUCUACGCAGAGUUUUUAUUUUGCACAAGGUUUUUCUGCAACUAUUUAUUUAGUAAUAAAAACCAAAG